Messenger RNA from Letharia columbiana, 429 nucleotides. RefSeq lists its product as uncharacterized. The record is from RefSeq and is a predicted model, not a curated record. NCBI's taxonomy places the organism in Eukaryota, Fungi, Ascomycota, Lecanoromycetes, Lecanorales, Parmeliaceae. Bases 1 to 429 code for a protein of 142 amino acids. The transcript has a single exon.
AUGACCCACUAUCUCACUCAAAUCAAGACGCUCGAGGAGCGUAUUCGCGGUACCAAUGUGAUUCUCGACGACGACAAGCAGACUCUUCUAUGUCUCGGCAUGACUCUCCCAGAACGAUUUCAAUAUUUCACCAAGAUAUGGGCUAUGACGCCGGGGAUGACUGCGGAUAAAGCGAGAAAUAUGCUUCUGGAGGAAGAGAGACGCGAAAAGACUUUGGACACUGGUACUGUGGGGGUGGGAUUGGUUGCGACAACAAGACAUCCGAGUAAGAGGACUCCUAGCGGAAAGGCUAUCGACAACGAUGUGGUAUGUCCUCGCUGUGGGAAGGGUCACGAAGCGGAUAUCUGUUGGAAGUUACACCCGGAGUUGGCCCCGGAAUGGCUACAAGAAAGGUGGACCAUUGAGAAAAGAUCUCGGAAGCGGAAAUAA